This is a messenger RNA of Guyanagaster necrorhizus, 732 nucleotides long. RefSeq lists its product as uncharacterized. Bases 1 to 732 code for a protein of 243 amino acids. The record is from RefSeq and is a predicted model, not a curated record. Lineage: Eukaryota; Fungi; Basidiomycota; Agaricomycetes; Agaricales; Physalacriaceae. The transcript is spliced from 8 exons.
AUGCGGAAGAAAUUGGAGGCUAUUCUCACCAGUAUGAAAGAUAAAACCGAGUUGCAAAGUAUCAAGGAACUUUUGCAAGAAGAAGGAAAUCAACGUGCUUUGCGAGGGCAGCAGCAGACUGAUAGUGUCAGGUACCUGAAUGGGUUGAACUCGUGGUUAAAACCAGUUGUAACCAACGGCGCAUCUCAAACACAGGCCGGGACCGAGAUCCAGGUUCACUUUUCCAAUUAUUGCAAGACAUGCACAAAUACCCUUCAGAUAUCUAUAGAUAAUUCAGGAGUGUCUUUAGUAAGUCUUUCUCCAUACAUUACCAUUGACUUGGUCGUUAAUCAAGAACACGAAAAUUUCUUUCGAGGAAUAGCGGCAGAAUUGUUGAAUGAGAUCAGAGGCGAGAGACUUCGAUUUGUCGACGCCAUAAAAGAAGCCACCGAAAUUAAUGUGCAAACUCAUGUAGAGGAGUUCAAAAAGGAACUUAAGCGCGAGGUCCAUGGAAUGACGCAAGAAAUAGGCUGUUUCUAUCGGGAACGACAGACAAUGGAGAACCAGAUUACCGAGCUUUUUGCCUUUUACUCCAAACAGACACAGGGCAUACCUUUUGCAGCAAAUGCCAGGUAUCAGGUGCCGCCCGUUGGGCAGGCACCCAAUCCAUCUCAACGACACCCCUUUUUUAGCCCAGAGAGACAGACCCAGUUAUUGAUGCCUCAUAAUCCGGAAGGCCCUCGAGCGACGUAG